Molecule: messenger RNA, 371 nt
Organism: Darwinula stevensoni
Lineage: Eukaryota; Metazoa; Arthropoda; Ostracoda; Podocopida; Darwinulidae
Source: the annotation of a GenBank genome assembly
CGGAUCCAAACACCAACAAGCCGAUGGAAGCCAGAAAGACCAACCCAGGAUGCUCUCCUCUUCCUUCGAUGGAUCCCACUCGAGUCUUGAAGCCCCACGCGAAAUGGCAUCUGGCAGGGGGCAAGGGGGAACGCGCCUCCUCCACCCCACCAAUUCUGUUUCCAUCCCCAUCCGAUCCGGGAGUCGACGGCCGAACGGAACCGGGGCCCACGGACCUGGGUCGCACCCUGACGUUGCCGCUGUCGGCACCCGGGUGGGACUCGAGCCCAUCGGGUUCAACGCCAACGACGGCCCCAGCCGUCGGGCCAAGACACGGACGGUAUCGUCGGACGGCUCCUUCUCGGUCAUCAGGAAGUAUUCCCUGCGAUCCU